AAAGCGAAGUGCAGGCUCUUUUGUGUGGCCUGGGAUUAUAACUGGGGCUGCGGACAGCAUUGAGGGGAUUGAGCAUACAAGUGCUGUAUCUCAGCUCAGAGAGAAGUGUUUGCUGUUGCUGCUGCUGCUGUCGCUGCCAGUCAUCAGAAUGACUCUCCAAGCUGACUUUGACAGUGCUGCAGAAGAGGUAAAAAAAUUAAAAACAAGACCAAGUGAUGAAGAACUGAAGGAGCUAUAUGGACUCUACAAACAGUCUACUGUUGGAGACAUUAAUAUUGAGUGUCCAGGAGUGCUAGACUUAAAAGGCAAAGCCAAAUGGGAAGCAUGGAACCUUAAAAAAGGUUUAUCAAAGGAAGAUGCCAUGAAUGCCUACAUCUCUAAAGCAAAAGAGAUGAUAGAAAAAUAUGGGAUCUAGAAUAUUCCAGAUAAUUUCCAGAAAAAAAAACAAAAACAAAAACCAAUAACUCCUCAGAAGCUAAUGAACUAACUAUUUUGAGGAAAAAAUGCAAUAAUGUUUUCACAUUUAGUUUGACACCAUGAUUUACUAAGCAUGAAUUAUUUAACUGUAAGAAGUGAUUGACAUAUGUAUGGAACUUCUCAGAUACCGAGUAUGCUUAUUUUGAAUAAAGUUACCAAUUAGAUUGGUUUAGAGAUUUCACCUGUCAUAUAUAUAUAUAUUUUUUAGGGGGCAGAAGUAUUACAUCCAGUUUCCUACUCUUUGAGCGAAUUCUGAAGAUAGCAUUUUUAACCGUCAUUCCCCCCCACCCCGAGAGGUUAUGGGAUAAAGUGGGAUUCUAAUAACAACAACACAAAUAAAAUAAAGCAAGCAUUUUUCAAUGCCCUGUAUAGUAGUAACUAAUGAGGUCUCAAAGAGGAUAGAUUUAAAGAAAAUAUGACCUAAGAAAUUAGUUCAAUAUACUGUAGCUUGACUAGCACAAGUAAUUCUGCUUCUAUUUCAGUCAUGGAGAUAGAUAUAAGAAAGCUAUAUUAGUUGGCAUAAGAAUGCUACAUUUUAACUGGAAGUGAGACCCAAAUGAUUGCUUGGGCCAGGUUCCUAAGUUAGAGGGAAGCUAGGAAACUACUGAUGCUGAAGAAACCAUCUUUGGGUUGCUUUUUGCCUGCUAGCUUCUUACCAUCCUCAAAUCCUGGUCUGCUUGUCGCACAGAAAAUCCAAGUGGCUUGUGGACUGCCUGCUUUUAAGAAUUAGAAAGUUUCCUUCCUUCUCUUUUUCUAACAAUUGCCUUAAAUGAAAUCCUGGAAAAAUCUUUUGCCAUAUAUAAUACAAUAUUAAUAAACUUAGCCAUUAAACUACAGCAAGUUUCUUAUCUUGUCAUCUCAAUUGUGCAAUUACAUAGGAAAGGUUCCUUAUUAUUUAUUCCCUUGGACCAAGCUUAUACCCUCCCCACAAAAA
Messenger RNA from Alligator sinensis (Chinese alligator), 1411 nucleotides. It is a transcript of the gene ACBD7, whose product is annotated as acyl-CoA binding domain containing 7. Gene Ontology annotation, biological process: fatty acid metabolic process. Gene Ontology annotation, molecular function: fatty-acyl-CoA binding. Lineage: Eukaryota; Metazoa; Chordata; Crocodylia; Alligatoridae. The transcript has 4 exons. The record is from RefSeq and is a predicted model, not a curated record. Bases 149 to 415 code for a protein of 88 amino acids.